This is a messenger RNA of Saprolegnia parasitica CBS 223.65, 587 nucleotides long. RefSeq lists its product as hypothetical. Lineage: Eukaryota; Oomycota; Saprolegniomycetes; Saprolegniales; Saprolegniaceae. The transcript has a single exon. The record is from RefSeq and is a predicted model, not a curated record. Gene Ontology annotation, cellular component: extracellular region. Bases 35 to 511 code for a protein of 158 amino acids. Gene Ontology annotation, molecular function: cellulose binding. Gene Ontology annotation, biological process: carbohydrate metabolic process.
UCCACAACACACCUCGUUCAACACAAGCAACGCCAUGCGCACCGUCGCCCUCCUUGCCGAACUUGCGAUGCCCAUCGCCGCCGUCUCCUUGGCCGCGACCCCACCGUGCUCGGAGAACUGGAGUCAGUGCAACGGACAGAACUGGCCCUUUGGCGUUUGCUGCAAGGACGCCAGCUUUGUCUGCAACAAGAAGAACGACUACCUCUCCUUGUGUGAGCCCAAGAAGAAGGCAGAAAUGGCCGCCGACGCCGCGGAAAUCAACGUCUGGGGCCAGUGCGGCGGCAACGGCUUCAGUGGCAACUAUCGAUGCGCAGACGGCAGCACGUGCAUCAAGGUCAACGACGCGUACUCGCAGUGCCAGCCGACGCCGCCAAGUGCCAACGAGAUUGCGACGUGGGGCCAGUGCGGCGGCAGCAACAACAACUUCAAGGCCAACGGCAAGACGUGCCGCGGCGCCGAUACGUGCAAAGUGCACAAUGCGUACUACUCGCAGUGCGUCCCCAAGAAGUAGGAAGACAUACCUAGCCGGCCUCUAUUCCAUUUUUCGCUCCGCGUAAACUCAACGCGACAACUCCAUUCUCUCGUCA